AUGAACGGAACAGAGGGAGAUGCAUUCUACGUGCCUAUGUCUAAUGCCACCGGCAUUGUCAGGAGCCCAUAUGAGUAUCCUCAGUACUACCUGGUGGCCCCGUGGGCAUACGCCUGCCUGUCUGCCUACAUGUUCUUCCUCAUUCUCACCGGGUUCCCUGUCAAUUUUCUCACGCUGUACGUCACCAUUGAGCACAAGAAGUUACGUACACCCCUCAACUACAUUUUGCUGAAUCUUGCUAUUGCUGACCUUUUCAUGGUUUUUGGCGGUUUUACCACGACGAUGUACACCUCGCUGCACGGCUACUUUGUGUUCGGACGCCUCGGCUGCAACAUUGAAGGCUUCUUUGCUACCCUGGGUGGUGAAAUGGGGCUCUGGUCCCUGGUUGUGCUGGCCAUCGAGAGGUAUUUGGUUGUCUGCAAGCCCAUAAGCAACUUCCGCUUCGGAGAGAACCAUGCCCUCAUGGGUCUUGCUUUCACUUGGUUCAUGGCCUGCACCUGCGCCGUGCCUCCCCUGGUCGGCUGGUCUCGUUACAUCCCUGAAGGAAUGCAGUGCUCAUGUGGAGUUGACUACUACACUCGUGCCCCUGGCAUCAACAACGAGUCCUUUGUCAUCUACAUGUUUGUCGUCCACUUCCUUAUUCCAGUUGCUGUUAUCUUCUUCUGCUAUGGUCGCCUUGUGUGCACAGUAAAGGAGGCUGCUGCCCAGCAGCAGGAGUCUGAGACCACUCAGAGGGCUGAGCGUGAGGUCACCCGCAUGGUCAUAAUUAUGGUCAUCGCUUUCUUUAUUGCUUGGCUCCCCUAUGCCAGCGUGGCCUGGUAUAUCUUCACCCACCAGGGAAGUGAAUUUGGACCUGUCUUCAUGACAGUGCCAGCCUUCUUUGCCAAGACAUCUGCCGUCUACAAUCCUUGUAUCUACAUCUGUAUGAACAAACAGUUCCGUAACUGCAUGAUUACCACCUUGUGCUGUGGCAAGAACCCCUUCGAGGAGGAAGAGGGUGCCUCCACCACUGCAUCCAAGACCGAGGCAUCAUCUGUGUCUUCCAGCUCCGUGUCUCCUGCAUAA
Triplophysa dalaica is the source of this 1065-nucleotide messenger RNA. RefSeq names its product rhodopsin (gene rho). Bases 1 to 1065 code for a protein of 354 amino acids. Gene Ontology annotation, molecular function: G protein-coupled receptor activity. Gene Ontology annotation, cellular component: photoreceptor outer segment; membrane. Lineage: Eukaryota; Metazoa; Chordata; Actinopteri; Cypriniformes; Nemacheilidae. The transcript has a single exon. The record is from RefSeq and is a predicted model, not a curated record. Gene Ontology annotation, biological process: G protein-coupled receptor signaling pathway; phototransduction; visual perception.